Alternaria atra is the source of this 2232-nucleotide messenger RNA. RefSeq lists its product as uncharacterized. Bases 1 to 2232 code for a protein of 743 amino acids. Gene Ontology annotation, cellular component: Golgi membrane. The record is from RefSeq and is a predicted model, not a curated record. The transcript has 4 exons. Lineage: Eukaryota; Fungi; Ascomycota; Dothideomycetes; Pleosporales; Pleosporaceae. Gene Ontology annotation, biological process: intra-Golgi vesicle-mediated transport.
AUGGAGGGCGGAGUAGACAUGGACGAGAGAGUCGAGACACCACCAAACUCUGAGCGGCAAGAGGCUGUCGCAGAAGCGGAGCAAGAAGAGGAAAACAAGUUCCAAAGGGCUAUUGGCGCGUGGAGGAACAUCGAUCUCACGACGCUCAUUCCGCAACUCGAUACCGUAGCCUCAGACCUCGUCGCACACCAAAGAGACACUCUUACGCAAAGAAAAGACCUCGCGCAGAAGACCAAAGACUUCCGGAAACUUGACGAUGCCAGCAAGCUCAGCGACAUCAAAGGUCUCUUGAAGUCAUACCAGAACUUCAUUGAUCUCAUUUCCAACCAGUCAAAGACCGUACAGGCUGCCUUCUUCCAAGUCUACUCGCCGCUCUCUGAAGCACCCGACCCUUACCCUCUCCUCGAGGCCUCCGUAGACUCACUCGUAACCUCCGAAGAGCUUGUGCCGAAGCUCACGUCCGAGAACGAGCGCCUGCAGAAGACGGUAGCGAGUCUUACAACACAGCUUGAUGAGUCUGACAAAAAGUUGGAACAGGAACGGACAGCGAGGAAGACACUCGAGGAUAGCCGAGACAGCAAGAUCAGGGAUGUGGAAGCGUCAUGGUCGGCUGUGCUGAAUGAGAAGCAAGACAACUGGGCUUCAAAGGAGAAGAGUCUAGAAGAGAAGGUUGAAAACCAGGAUCGGCUGUUGAAGGAGCUCAAGGCCAGUUACGAGGUCUCACAGCGACUUGGCCAGGGAGAAGCGACUGAGGAAGAAGGCGGUCGGGGCGCUACUGCUGCGGAGCUCGAGAUCGUCAGCUCAGAGCUCGAGCGAACAAGUCAUCGACUGGCCGAAAUCACGGCACGAAACGAGCAGUUACGCCUCGAAUUAGCCCAGUCUGCAUCCGCACCAUCACAGCAGGUUGCUGUUGAAGACGACCCUGCUUUCCUGCGGUUACGUUCCGAGAACUCAUCCCUCCUACGGAAGCUUGAGAAUGCGCGCUUCGAAAAAGACUCCGAACGAACGAGGCUUGAAACUGAGACGAGAAGCUUGGAACGGGAGAUCAAGUCGCUCAGGAGCGAGAAGGAAGCCCUUCGCGAUAAAGUCCAGAAAUGGAGCGAUUACGAAAAUGUGAAACAAGAAUUAGAAGUGUUGAAGUCAAUCGAGUUCGCGACAGGCGACGAUGACGACGAAGCUACCGAGAUCGCACUCUCACAAAACAGCGCAUCUGGCAAAGGCAAAGGCGAAACAUUAGAACAGCUCCUACUUGCUCGCAACAAGAAGCUCAGCAAUGAGCUCACCGUCAUGCGUGUCUCACACCAAGAUCUUCAGACCAGGCUUGAAGCUCUGCAAGAAGAGCUCUCUAACACAAACAUGGAUUUGGAAAAGUCACGACAACUCAACGAGACAUUGGAGGCUGAUCUCGAGAAAGUCCAGCAAGAAGCUACAAAUGCCUUUGACCCAUCUGGCAUGUCAGUCGCAGGAACUUAUGUAUCGCGCCACCCGCAAUCCUCCUUUGCUGGAGGUCGACGAGGCCGCUCAUCACCCACAUCCUCCAUUAUCUCCGGCUUCGACAACUCGUCGCAAGCCCCAACGUUAGCGUCUCUACGCGCUGGAGGCAGUGGUGGCGAGCCCAUGGGAGGCGGCUCUGGUAUCCUACCCAUGGUCACUGCCCAACGCGAUCGCUUCAAGAAGCGCAACUCUGAGCUUGAGGCUGAGCUUCAAAAGUCCUACCAAACCGUCUCAUCACUGCGAAGUGAGAUUGGCGCGCUGCAAAAGGACAAUCUGGACUUGUAUGAGAAGACGAGGUAUGUAAGUAGUUACAAUGCGGUCAACCGUGGGCCAGCAUCCAGCGCCUCGAGUUACGCUGCAAACCCUAAUCCCUCCGCCAUCAACAUUGGCGAAGGGGGAGGUUCGGCGGUUGAUACCAAGUACCGCUCAGCCUAUGAAUCUAAUCUUAGUCCCUUCGCCGCGUUCCGAGGUCGCGAAAGCGCAAGGGCUAUGAAGCGCAUGCACCUCUUCGAACGUAUGAUCCUGCGGGUCACCAAGUUCGUACUCCAAACACGGACAAGUCGAAAUAUCUUUGCAGGGUACUUACUGGCGUUGCAUUUCAUGGUGUUCUAUUUCUUGUUCAGUUUCGAAGCGAGCGCAGGCGCGGCGGUUGUUGCUGGACCAAGCGUACCUGGAGGGCCUGUUCCUGGGCCAGAGGAUCCAGGGGUGUGGCAUAACGAGGACAAAGGAACGUCAUAA